GCGGGCGGCCGCGGGGCAUGAGGCGGGGGCGCGAUGUCGGUGCCGCUGCUCAAGAUCGGGGCGGUGCUGAGCACCAUGGCCAUGGUCACCAACUGGAUGUCGCAGACGCUGCCCUCGCUCGUGGGGCUCAACGGCACCGUGUCCCGCGCGGGCGCCUCCGAGAAAAUCACCCUCUUCCAAAGCCCCGAGGAAGGCUGGCAGCUGUACACCUCGGCCCAGGCCCCUGACGGGAAAUGCAUCUGCACGGCUGUGAUCCCUGCGCAGAGCACCUGCUCCCGCGAUGGCCGGAGCCGGGAGCUGAGGCAGCUGAUGGAGAAGGUCCAGAACGUCUCCCAGUCCAUGGAGGUCCUUGAGCUGCGGACGUACCGUGACCUCCAGUAUGUGCGCAGCAUGGAGACCCUCAUGCGAAGCCUGGACGCACGACUCCGGGCGGCCGAUGGGUCCUUGUCAGCCAAGAAUUUCCAGGAGCUGAAGGACAGGAUGUCGGAGCUGCUGCCUCUGAGUUCAGUGCUGGAGCAGUACAAGGCAGACACGCGGACCAUCGUGCGCCUGCGGGAAGAAGUGAGGAAUCUCUCCAGCAGCCUUGCCGCCAUCCAGGAGGAGAUGGGCGCCUAUGGGUACGAGGACCUGCAGCAGCGGGUGAUGGCCCUGGAGGCCCGGCUCCAUGCCUGCGCUCAGAAGCUCGGCUGUGGGAAGCUGACUGGGGUCAGUAACCCCAUCACCAUUCGGGCGAUGGGAUCCCGCUUCGGCUCCUGGAUGACUGACACGAUGGCCCCCAGUGCGGACAGCCGGGUCUGGUACAUGGAUGGCUAUUAUAAAGGCCGGCGGGUCCUGGAGUUCCGCACUCUGGGAGACUUCAUCAAAGGCCAGAACUUUAUCCAGCACCUGCUGCCCCAGCCGUGGGCGGGCACGGGCCACGUGGUGUACAAUGGCUCCCUGUUCUACAACAAGUACCAGAGCAACGUGGUGGUCAAGUACCACUUCCGCUCGCGCUCCGUGCUGGUGCAAAGGAGCCUCCCGGGGGCCGGCUACAACAACACCUUCCCCUACUCCUGGGGCGGCUUCUCGGACAUGGACUUCAUGGUGGACGAGAGCGGGCUCUGGGCCGUCUACACCACCAACCAGAACGCGGGCAACAUCGUGGUCAGCCGGCUGGACCCGCACACCCUCGAGGUCGUGCGGUCCUGGGACACCGGCUACCCCAAGCGCAGCGCCGGCGAGGCCUUCAUGAUCUGUGGUGUGCUCUAUGUGACCAACUCCCACCUGGCCGGGGCCAAGGUCUACUUCGCCUACUUCACCAACACGUCCAGUUACGAGUACACAGACGUGCCCUUCCACAACCAGUACUCCCACAUCUCCAUGCUGGAUUACAACCCCCGGGAGCGGGCUCUGUACACCUGGAACAAUGGCCACCAGGUGCUCUACAACGUCACCCUCUUCCACGUCAUCAGCACCGCCGGGGACCCCUGAGGGCCACAGCGGCUCAGGCUGCCACCCAAGGGCCGGGGCCCUUCUAUUCUACCCACGUCCCUUACUCUUUGUCUCUGUGCUGCCCUCUCUCUCCCCUCUCCUGUAUGUUUUUUUCUCCCCCUCCCUUUUG
Hyaena hyaena (striped hyena) is the source of this 1600-nucleotide messenger RNA. It is a transcript of the gene OLFM2, whose product is annotated as olfactomedin 2. Gene Ontology annotation, biological process: signal transduction. The transcript is spliced from 6 exons. The record is from RefSeq and is a predicted model, not a curated record. The coding region runs from base 34 to 1470 and encodes 478 amino acids. Lineage: Eukaryota; Metazoa; Chordata; Mammalia; Carnivora; Hyaenidae.